AUGGAGAAUAUAGAACGUCUCCGAAAGGAAAUUGCAGUCCGCGAAUCAGAACUAGCCGACAUCAGGGCGAGUCUAGCCACCGCAGAAGCUCAGCAAAGACAAGCCAGUCCCAAACUGAAUUGGAAAUGGCCUCUUGAAGAACACGAGUACCAGCGUUACGGGAGGCAGAUGAUUGUCCCGAACUUCGGACUGGAUGGCCAACUGAGACUCAAGCACGCAAAAGUCUUGCUCGUCGGCUCGGGAGGGCUCGGUUGUCCUGCGGCCGCAUACCUUGCCGGCUCAGGUGUCGGUGUUCUAGGGCUCGUGGACGGAGACGAGGUCGAAGUAUCCAACUUGCAUCGACAGAUUGCCCAUUCGACUGCUCGCGUGGGCAUGGCCAAGGUUGAGAGUGCAAUCACCUUUCUUCGCGAAUUAAACCCAACCGUCUCUUACAAGGCACACGUUGCCCAUCUCACGCCGCAAAAUGCAGAGGACAUUGUUUCGCAGUAUGAUGUGGUGCUUGACUGCACCGAUCACCCGACGUCUCGCUACCUCAUAUCUGACAUUUGCGUCCUCCUGAAGAAACCGCUCGUGUCCGCAUCUGCAUUCCAGACUUCGGGACAGCUCAUUGUGCUGAAUAGUCCGGCUGGCAAGGGACCCUGUUACCGCUGCGUGUUCCCCAAACCGCCCCCCCCGGAGAGUGUAGUCGGCUGCGGCGAAGGCGGCAUCGUCGGCCCCGUCGUCGGCGUUAUGGGCGUCUUGCAAGCGCUGGAAGCUAUCAAGCUUAUUUCCAGAGGCGGCCUGGAAGCGUAUGACUCUGCCGUGCCAGAGAUUCAACAGACGAUGAUGCUCUUCAGUGGCAUGGCGGAUAGUUCACCCUUCAGAUCGGUCCGUAUGAGAGGCAGACGAAAAGAAUGCUUUGCAUGUGGCGAAAACGCACAGCUGACGCUGGAUUACCUGAGAUCGUCCAUGGAUUAUGUGCAGUUUUGUGGUGUGACGAGGCCGGUGCAGUUGCUGCGGGAGGAGGACCGCAUCACGGCCGAGGAGUAUCAGGGUCUUGCUCGGAGCGGCGCGGAUCAUGUGCUGGUCGAUGUGAGGGGGAAGGAGCAUUACAGCCUAUCGCACAUUCCUGGAUCUAUCAACGUUCCCAUAAGUCGGUUCAUGAGUCAUCGUGCUGGCGAGACACUGCCUGAGGGCAUUCCCGCGGAUUUGCCUGCCGAUGUGCCGAUAUAUAUUGUGUGUCGGGUCGGCAACGAUUCACAAAUUGCGGCAGCCAAAUUAAAGGAGUUGGGUUUAGAUCGCAAUGGGCAACGUUUCGUUGGAGACAUCUCGGGCGGGCUGCGGUCAUGGAAAGAUGCUGUUGAUGAUUCACUACCGUUUCUUUGA
This is a messenger RNA of Metarhizium brunneum ARSEF 3297, 1365 nucleotides long. RefSeq names its product Adenylyltransferase and sulfurtransferase uba4 (gene UBA4). Gene Ontology annotation, molecular function: adenylyltransferase activity; URM1 activating enzyme activity; thiosulfate-cyanide sulfurtransferase activity. The record is from RefSeq and is a predicted model, not a curated record. Gene Ontology annotation, cellular component: cytoplasm; cytosol. Lineage: Eukaryota; Fungi; Ascomycota; Sordariomycetes; Hypocreales; Clavicipitaceae. Gene Ontology annotation, biological process: protein urmylation; tRNA wobble position uridine thiolation.